UCCAGGAAACUACACCAUUCUUGCCCUCUAAGUCUCCCUCCAUGAUCCCUAGGAAUAGUCAAGAGUAUGGAUGCUUACUUUGACUGGAGUUUGGUGAUCAUGAUCACUGCCUUAAUUAUUAUAUAGCUCUUCCAAACUAAGUUUCUUCCUUUCCAUAUCAAAAACCAGAAUGAGUGACACUGUUACACCAAGCUCCACCGAGUGGUUUCAUCCAUUCUAUGAUCAAACCAUUCAUGGGCAAGUAGUUUCUUCUUCUUCUUGUUUUGGCUUUGGUUUUUCAUCUGAUUCUACCAUGGUUACAGCAACAACAACAAGUAGUAGUUGUGCAUCUGAUAACUUAUUGUCAAGCCCUAGCUGUUCAACUACAGCUAAUGGUGGUCAGUUGACUCCUAAAGGUGUUGUCUCAAAGCCUAUUAGAAGAAGGUCUAGGGCUUCUAAGAAGACACCCAUUACCCUCCUCAAUGCAAACACUAGCAACUUCAGGACCUUGGUGCAACAGUUUACUGGAUGUAGCAGCAGGCCCACUUCAUUUGGGAAUCAAAAGGGGCCAAUCAACUUGAAUUUUAGACUAGGUAGUGUCCAAAAUCAUAAUAGCAUUGAAACUACAGCAAUGGCUCCUUAUAGCAACAGUUGUAGUUAUAAUGAGUAUUACCAGAUGCAACAACAAGGGCAGCAACACCACCAUCUGCAGCUAGAGCAUCAGCAGCAACAAUAUACAGUUCCAUUUGAAGAUGUCUACAAUUUACCAAGUGCUGCUGGUGAUGACAAUGAGACUGCUGCUGCUUCAAGAUCAAUUCUAGAGAUGGCAGAUGAGCAUUUCAUGGACGAUUUUUCCUUGCAUGAACUGGCUAAGGAGGCCUUUUUCGAUGAAGAUGUGAAUGACGAAUACUUCUAGUGGAGCCUGUAGAGGAUGCAUGGUGAUUUCUGCAUUUAGUUUAGCUUUCAUGUCUUAGAGAGUAGUGGGGUUCUUUCAUUUAAAUUCAUGCUUGUGUUCCUUCUUUUGUAUCAAUAUACAUGUUUCUGGUUGCAUUGUCUCUAUCCAUGAGAAAGAAAGGAAGAGACCUAUCUGCUGGAAUGUACAAUAAGAACAGGAAGAUUCUUCAAUGGCUACAUAGAAAUUAUCAUUUUUU
Ricinus communis (castor bean) is the source of this 1130-nucleotide messenger RNA. RefSeq lists its product as uncharacterized. Lineage: Eukaryota; Viridiplantae; Streptophyta; Magnoliopsida; Malpighiales; Euphorbiaceae. The record is from RefSeq and is a predicted model, not a curated record. Bases 170 to 895 code for a protein of 241 amino acids. The transcript has a single exon.